This is a messenger RNA of Cuculus canorus (common cuckoo), 4742 nucleotides long. RefSeq names its product meprin A subunit alpha-like. NCBI's taxonomy places the organism in Eukaryota, Metazoa, Chordata, Aves, Cuculiformes, Cuculidae. Gene Ontology annotation, biological process: proteolysis. Gene Ontology annotation, molecular function: zinc ion binding; protein binding; metalloendopeptidase activity. Bases 636 to 2774 code for a protein of 712 amino acids. The record is from RefSeq and is a predicted model, not a curated record. Gene Ontology annotation, cellular component: membrane. The transcript is spliced from 14 exons.
AGAAAAGAGAGCAGCAUUGAGCUCUAAGAACAAGGAUUUACUGAGAUAUGUGACCAUCUCUGGAGGAAAAGAGUGACAUGUUGUGUUGUGCACUGCAACAUUAGCCCUGGCAUGGAAUCAGCCGUGGGAAAACACUGUCAGGACAUUCAUAAUCAUAUCUCCUUUAUCUCCAAUCUUUACAAAGUCCUGUUAAUUAUUAAUUGAAAACAGCACUAGGCCAAAUUCUAAUACCACUGAAGUGCUAUAAAGCCAGAAUAAUUCUGCUUGAGCACAUGACUUUCCUCCAACAUAGCCAAAAUCUUAAUGCUGACAGAUAACAAGCACAGUGGAAGGAGUCAGCAACUUUGGACCACAUUGAGAUCUUCUGACAUGGAAUCUGGGUGGGUCUUUCACCAGCUGCACUGAAGACAUCGAGUUAUCACAUCCCUCUUUAUAACAUUCCUCCAAGGUGGACUUGGGCAUUUGAUAACAAGAAUGUCAUCAUGUGCCAUCUAGGAGAUAAGUCUUGUUGUCAGAACAAUGUUAUGAAGGUGGAAAGUCCGUCGCUGGUUGGCUGAUGUUCUGUGGACAGCCUAGAGCUAUGCCUUAUAAAUUUUGAGAGAUGAGAGAGACCAGCUUCUUUUCCCAUUGGAAAAAUGGGCUCCAGCAUCUUCCCGCUCUGUGCAGCACUUCUGUUAUGUUGUGUGCAUGGUACUCCUGUCUCUGUCGGGCGCCUCUCCAAUGAAGCUGGAGCAGAUGCUGAGUUGGGUGAAAUAUUCAAAGACAUUCCAGACAUAAACUUAGCUGCUGGACUGGAUCUCUUUCAGGGUGAUAUCUUGCUCCCUAAAAAUCAACGAAAUGCCUUAAGAAGUGAGGAAUACAGAUGGAAUUUUCCCGUUCCUUAUAUUCUGGCUGAUGACCUGGAUCUGAAUGCCAAAGGAGUCAUCCUCCAGGCGUUCGAAAUGUUCCGCCUUAAGUCUUGCGUUGAUUUCAAACCAUAUGAAGGAGAGAGCACCUACGUAUACUUUACAAAAAGAGAUGGGUGCUGGUCCAUGGUGGGGGACUUGAAGUCUGGACAGAACCUCUCUAUUGGAGAAGGGUGUGACUAUAAAGCAAUCGUGGAACAUGAGAUCCUGCACGCUUUGGGAUUUCAUCAUGAGCAGUCGAGGACAGACCGGGAUGACUACGUGACGAUCUGGUGGGAUGAAAUUAUUCCAGGCAAAGAGUACAAUUUUGUGAAACAUGAUGACGAGCACAUCACUGACCUGAACACCCCGUAUGACUAUGAAUCAUUGAUGCACUACGAACCAUUUUCAUUUAACAAAAACUCAAGCAUCCCCACAAUCACAGCGAAGAUACCAGAAUUUAACAACAUAAUUGGACAACGUCUAGACUUAAGUGCCAUUGACUUGGAAAGAUUGAAUCGCAUGUAUAACUGCACUUCAACUCACACUUUCUUGGACCAGUGUUCUUUUGAGCUUGAAAAUAUAUGUGGCAUGAUUCAGGGCUCCAGAGAUGAUCUAGACUGGGUCCAUCAGCAGAGCAGUGCCACCGGGCAGGAAGACCACACACUUUCUGGGCGCUGUAGAGAUGCUGGUUAUUUCAUGUACUUCAACACCAACUCUGGCCAGGCAGAUGAGGUGGCAGUCCUAGAGUCCCGCAUCCUUUAUCCCAAGAGGAUUCAGCAGUGCCUCCAGUUCUUCUAUAAGAUCACAGGAAGCCUUUCUGACAAGCUGAUCAUCUGGCUUAAAGAGGAUGAUGGCACCGGAAAUGUGCGCAAGAUGAGGAAAAUUCAGACCUUUCAAGCGGAUAGUGACCACAGCUGGAAAAUUGCCCACGUAACCCUCAACGCUCAGAAGAAGUUCCGUUACCUCUUCCAAGGAGUGAAGGGAGAUCCCAGCUCUUCAUCUGGUGGGAUUGUUAUCGAUGAUGUCACUCUGACAGAGACCCCAUGUCCCACAGCUGUGUGGGUCAUCCGAAACUUCAGCCAAAUCCUCGAAAAUACAUCCAUUGAGGUUCUUCAAAGCCCCCGGUUUUAUAGUCCUGAGGGGUAUGGUUUUGGCAUAACUUUGCAUCCUCACGCUAGCAUCAGUGGCUACACUCGCAUCGCCUUUCACUUGUGCAGUGGAGAGAACGAUGGUGUUCUGGAGUGGCCAGCUCUCAACCGCCAAGCUAUGCUCACAGUCCUGGACCAGGACCCCGAUGUCUUGAAAAGGAUGUCCUCAAGCAAAAGCUUCACCACAAGCAAAGACCAAGUUGCCUCAGAUGUUAAUGGAGUCUCAAUAUGGGAGAAGCCAUCAAUUAAUGGAACAUUUGAUGCCUCGUGCAAUUGCCAUAGGAGUAGAGCCUGGGGGUGGACUAACUUCAUAUCCCACAGCCAGAUGAGACGGAGAAGCUUCCUGAAAAACGAUGACCUGAUUAUUUUUGCAGAAUUUAAUGAUAUAACUCACCUCAAUAUCACCGAAGUCCCUGUUGAACCUCAACGGUCUACCUUUGUAGAAGGCCACAUUCUUGAAAGGCAGAAGAGAGCAGCCCAGGGCAUGGAGCCCGUUCGGGACUGGCUGCCUGACCUGGCAGACCCCUGUGACCCAAACCCCUGCCAGAACGAUGGAGUCUGCCUGAAUGUGAAAGGGAAAGCAAGCUGCAGGUGCCCAUCAGGACAAGCCUUCUUCUUUACGGGUGAGAGAUGUCAGUCGAGACAGGUCCAUGGGGACAUCCUGGGAAUGACAAUUGGUGGAAUUGCUGGAACCAUUGUAUUAACCAUUGUCCUCAUUUCCGUGAUCACUAGAAGAUAAAUAGCUGUGGGAGGAUGAAUCUCAGUCUUUUUUUUUUUUUCUAUUUUUCCUAAGACGACAGCUUUCAGUGAAAAAUGAUGAAUACAAUUUUUAGAAGAUCAGUCAACAUAUGGAUGAAAUGCUCUAUCAACAUCUUGGCAGUAAUCUGUUUACUCUGUAGGUCUUCACAGUUAAAGCACAUCAUGUGGAACUGCUGUCUAAUGAAAGUUCAUACCCUACCUCUCUUGUCUACUGUUUAAAUGUUUAGUUUCUUUGUCCAAUAGCAAACUGUAGUGCUGGGAGUCCAUGCAUUUAUUCUCCAACACAGUUGGAACUUAGAUUAAAUAAUGAAUAGGACCUCUCAAAACACUGGAAAAAGUCACACAGAAGCACGUAUAUUAGAAUUCUAAAAAUGUUCCCAGAGAAAUUACUCAAGAAAUUUAAAGGGUACAUAUCCAUAGGUGUCUGAAUCAGGACACCAACAGUCAUUUUCCAUGGAUCUGUGCUGGUUUACAAACCUGAGUAGCUCUUAAAAUUCAUGGUAAACCACUACUGUAAUUUUGGCCAAUUCUGUAGCACAGAAAUAAUUUCCUAUCAAAGCCAGAUGUCUUUCUAGGAGACCUCACCAAAUAAGGUUUUCAAAUGUUCCAGUGUAAAGCUACUCUCCCAGCAUAAUCCAAGGUCUCCAAGUCUUCACCCUUGCCAAACCACACACUGUUUCCUCUCUACUACAGGAACUUGUGACAGCAUCCAGUCACAAAGAUGUUUUGUCAGAUGCUACUGGGUGCAUUUGGGCUCUGCUUGAUGCUUUGGCUCCCUAUUGAAACAUGGGAAUAGAAGUAUGUCCCCAGCCUCAAGACAAGGCGAUGGAACAGCUUUCCUCCAGUGGGAGGAAACCAUUGUUCAGUCCAUGUCCAGGACAUGUCCUUUCCCCUUGCAGGGCCUUGCUGGGAACUGCUGUUGCUGCCCAAUGUCGUACUGUAUCUGGAACCUCCAGAAGGAGGCUGUUGGACUUGUCAGUGCUGCUGCUGGUUGGGUGCAGGGAUUUCUUCUCCCCGCACUGGGAAGUUGGUUUUGCCCUCCUCUAAUACAUCUUAAGAGCUUGCUGGCAGCAGAAUGUGAUGGCAGAGAAAAAUGACAGGGACUUUGCACCGGGGUAGGAAAACACCCUACCUGCCCCAGGGGUAGGCUCUACGCCCACUAGCUCCUCCUCAACCUGAGAGUAACAGAGUUCAGAGCAUCUCUUCAGUGCAGAAAAAAAAACCCCUCAAAGGCCCAGCUGCAAUCACUCUCUACAAACAUUCCAGUACGUGCCCUUUUUAUGGGAAAAUGUAUAACACAGUCCAUUUUCCUUGGGAUAUGAAGACUGAUAUUGUCAGUCUUCCCAAAAGAACCUGUUCAGAGCCUACUCUCUUCCUUGCUCUUCCUUGGUUCCCAAAGUGCUUUGUUUUGCUAACCACAGGGCUUUGUACUGGGUACACUGAGAUGCUCUCUUACCUGCAGCAAGUGCUCUCAGUAUCCAUAAACAUUGUUCAAUAUAAUUUUGUAGCCAUUUUCUAGGAUCUUAGCAUCUCAGCAUCACUUGUCACUCCUUCAUUUCCUAGAAGCCUACAUCUAGUUCAUACGGGGUCAAGAUCCACACUUAGGUGAACUGGGAGAAUCAUAGAAGCAUAGAAUCCCUAGGUUGGAAAGGACCUUUGAGAUGAUCAAGUCCAACCGUACGUGUUUACUGCUAAAUCAUAUCCCUAAGCACUUCAUCUACCCAUCUUUCAAAUAACUCCAGGGAUGGGGACUCAAUCACCUCCCUGGGCAGCCUCUUCCAGUGCUUGAGAACCCUUUCAGUGAAGAAGUUUUUCCUGAUAUCCAAUCUGAACCUGCCUUGGUGCAGCUUGAGGUCAUUCCUUCUUGUCCUAUCACCUGUCACUUGGGCAAAAGACACCCACCUCACUACAACCUCCUCUCAGGCAGUUGCAGACUGGGAUGAGGUCU